Molecule: messenger RNA, 5202 nt
Organism: Naegleria gruberi
Lineage: Eukaryota; Heterolobosea; Eutetramitea; Acrasida; Naegleriidae
Exons: 1
Coding region: 1-5202 (1733 amino acids)
Biological process (GO): transcription initiation at RNA polymerase III promoter; 5S class rRNA transcription by RNA polymerase III
Cellular component (GO): transcription factor TFIIIC complex
Molecular function (GO): DNA binding
Source: RefSeq, a predicted model, not a curated record
AUGGACAAAGUGUUAGAGGCCUCAACUUUGGAGAUCGCAUUGGAGGGAUUCAGAGGUUGCUCGUUCGAGAAAUUAGUAAAACUCUUACAAGAAUAUCACGAGUAUGAUAUAAAAGAAGACGAAGAUAUGCAAAUAUGUUUGUGGAGUUAUUUACUUAGAAAUAGUAAACUUUCUUUCUUUAAAAUAGUUCCGAACAAUGGCGACUCUUCAACAACCAACAAUACUCCACCACCUAAGCAGAAAUCAAACAAAAAAGCCCCACAAAAGAAUGACUAUCAAUACACAACCGAAGGUUUCCAAGAGUAUGCAGAGACUAGAAACAAUUUCGAUUCUCGUUUCUCCUCUAAACGGUUGUUGGUUGAUAACCUUUCUGAAUUGGGUACACUACCAACAUCAGAUAUUUGUAUUGUUGCACAAUUCGAAUAUAGAAAAUUUGCUUUAGGUUUAGAUAUUAGAUCCGAUGUUGAAAUAAGUGAAAUACAGUAUUGCAUGUUGGAAGAAGUUGGCCGGUCAAGAUAUAGUGGAAGGUUCCAAAAUGAUUUGACAAAAUACUUAUGUAUUGAUUCAAGGUCAACUUUAUAUCACUUAAAACGGUUAUACGGAUUAAAUUUACUUUUGAAAAAGUCUUCAUAUGAUCCACGUUCUAAAACAACUUCAAAUUUAAUCCAUUUAUUCAGAUUUACUGAUACCAAGAAACAAAAAGAGUUUAUCAAAAAAACUGACGAUGAAGUUAAUGCAGAAAAGAUAUUUGAAAGGUAUUCUCAACUGAAAGAAAAUAUUGUCGAUACUGUUGUUGGAAUGCUAACAAAGGCAAAGGGAAAUGUAUUGAUAGAUUAUGAAGUAAGAAAAAAACUUUUGGAUUUUGUUAAAGACGACACACAACAAAAACACAAAUGGGAAAGACUGAAACUUAUCUUACAAGCAAGUGGAAAAGUUGAAUAUUUUAAGGCAAUUUUUGAAAACAGACUUACCUAUUGUGUUCGUCUUCUCAACCAAGAUAACAAUUUAUCUUCCUCUAAUCCUAUUGCUACAAAUAAUGCAAUAGAAGAUGGAUUACUAAAUCCUGGAUUUGAUAUGGAAAGGCCUCAACUCUAUCAAAUGUAUGACUAUAUAGAAAAGUUUGGUGGUAAAAGUGGAUUAAACCACAUGGACAUUUAUCAACAUUUUGAAAUGACAUCCAAAGUGAGUGGCAACCUUUGCAACGAUUUGAGGAAAGACUUUGGUGUAACUUCUGUAGCAGAAAAGGGAGAAAAACAGGCUAAAUCAACAAGUUAUAGAUUUUUCGUUCCUUACAUUAAAGAAGUAGAAAAUGAUAAAGCUAAUGAAGUCUCUAACAAUGAACAGGAAUCUCCUCAAAAAUCCAAGUCUAGGAAAAAAAAGAAAUCUCAACCACCUAAACAAUCAACAAAUAAUUCUCAAGAACAAGUACAACAAGAGGUCCAGUCUGUAUUGCCAUCAAUUAAUUUGGAAGAUUCUAGUGAUUCUCUUUAUGAUAGUGAUACAGGAAGUGAUGACGAAAGUGAUGAAAAUAAGCCAGCCCUUACUCCAAGCCAAUAUUUGAGGACAGAAGGAAAGAGAAAAGAAGAAGGAUCCAGAAAAGAGGUAAUAACUAAAAAUUUCUCAGAAAGAUGCAAAUUGGCUCUUUCCUUUUUGAAAGAAAAGAAGUGUAUUGCCAGAUUUCAGUUGAGAGAACAUUUUAAACAAAAUAAUGUUAGUGUGGAAAGCAAAGCUAUAUCAAGAUUGAUUCAAUACUUGGAAUCGAAUAACCUUGCUAAAAAAAUGACUAUUGCUGUACCUAGUUUAUUUGGAACAACCUCAAAAAUGCACAUAUGUUUAAUUGAUUGUUCUUUGGAUAUGAAAUCAAAGACUGUACAGGACUUUAUUACAAGUUUAUACUCUCAUGAAGUACAAGUUAAUUCAAAAGAAAAAGUUGAUAGAACAAUUUUAGAAAAAGUUGAUAGUAUCGAUCACUUAGAGACUAAAAGGUCUCAAAAAAGAUUUUCCUACUUGCCACUCUUUCAUUCACUUCUUAAUGGCUAUAUCAAUGCAAAAAUGUUGCGAGUUAGGGUAUUCCAUCAAUAUCUAUGGAAUAAGGUGAAUGAGGGAUCUGUUAAUCCUGAGCGUAUUUGCCUUUAUGAUAUUUAUAGUAACAUGUCUGUUUCUCUAUUUUGUAAGCUUGUUGGUUGUAUUGCAGAAAUCAGACUUGGUUCAGAUGAUAAGGAGAUUUUACAAACAGUAACAAUUUCUAAUGCGCCAGAAAAUAUUAAAAAAGCUGUUGAUGCAUCGGUAGUGGGAAGAAGAGCAGUUGCUCUCUCAAGAGUUGAAACAUUUAUUGAUAUAAUGGAGAAGUUGGGAUUAUUGGUUGUACAGGCUAUACGUGAUAAAGAGAGCAAAUCAAAAGUUUUUUCAUUAUUGAAAACAGUAGAAUUUCCUUUCCCACAACAAUUCCCUGCAACAGAGUACAGACAAGUUACAUUUAAUUCAAUUAAUGAUGUAGAAGAAUAUUGGGACGAUUUGGAAAUGUGUAGUGUAAAUAUGGAGACUAUUAGAUGUGAGCCAAUUGGUGAUGAUCAAGAAGAUAGCCCACAAAUUUUUUCAAAGAUUCAAGAUUUGGGAAAAAGACCUAGUUGGACUGAGUAUAGACAUUUUUCUUUGAGGCAACUUCGUAUUUUAGAGGCUUCUUAUAAGGAGAAUCAAACACCAAAUUUUGAGGAAUGCGACAAUAUUUGCAAAAAAUUGAGAAUACCAAUGGAACAAGUUGUUCUCUAUUUUUACAGAUAUAGAAACUCUAUUCUUAGCAAGCGUAUUUCAGAUAUUGGUACUAUCCCAGAGGGUCAAUCCAAGUCAAAUACUAAACGUAAAAAGGACGAUGAUUUUAUAGUUGGUGAUGACGAAAUUGAGUAUGAAAGCAAUGAUGAGAAUGUAGAGGUUAGAGCAAAAAAAACAAAGCGUUUGCCAUCUGUUUCAUUGUUAUUGAUUGGAAAUAGAAAAACAAGGAAAGGCUCUACCAGAAAGGGCAACAAAAAACAACCUACCGAUACUAAUGAAAACACAGAAAAACAAAAAGAAAAAACGAUACCAACAAGAGGGUACAAGUGGACUAAUGAGCAAGAUCUUUUGCUUUUAGAGGGACUCUCAAGGUUAAGGGAAUUGGAUCCAAGUACUGGUACUUUCCUUACAAAGCCUAUAAAAUGGCAAGAAAUAGCAGAUUCUAUUGGUGAUGGUAUAACAGCCAAUCGGUGCAAAUUGAGAUGGAAUAAUGUUUUGAGAAAACUUCCAUGGUGUAAGAGAGCACUUGAGCUUGCUAUUGGUCACAGAGAUUUAAAUAAGAACAAUCCAAAUAUUCCUCCCAUAGAAAUAAGAACGCUUGUACAAACCUGUAGAGAUCAGUACAGAAUCGGACCUUCUGAUUCUAAUAAUCAAUUAAUGAGUGUAGAUCUUCCUAGAGAUUUAAUCAAUAUUGUAAAAUACUUUAAAGUUAUAAGGUUUGAACCACUAGUAGAGGAUAAUGCAGACGAAAAUAUCAAUAUCACUACAGAGAAUAGAUUGAGACUCAGUUCUUUGGAAACCCUUUUCAAAAUUAUUCUACUUACCCCUGAUGAACACUAUGAUGUAAAAUUAGCCAACAAACUUGUUAAAAGAUUCAAAUCAAAGGAAAUAGAGGAAUGUUUUAACAGUUUAAGAAAGAGAUCAAUAAUAUCCAAGUCUAAAAGAGGUCUAAGAAUGAAGGGUUACCAUCUCAACAUUAAUUUUACAACAAAAACCACCGUGAACUUUUAUCCACCAGAAAUUUUUGAAGAUGCUCCAAAAUUCAGAAAAAGAGCGUUAAUGAUUAAUGAGGAGGAUGACUCUGAUGAAGAAGAUGAUAUGGAGGUUAAACCACUAUUUAAUAGACAUGGAGCAUGCUUUAAUCCUCAAAGCUCUGGUGGUGUAGUAGCAGCUUUAAUGAGUAUGGUAAUGUUGGAAGAAAUUAGGUUAAUACCAAGGGUUGCACCACUUUCCGAAGAAGAAAAAAAUCAAGUAGGAAGAACUCGUAGUAUCCAAGAUAUGGAAGAGGAUGACGGAACAGGCGUCAGUAAUCAUUUACUAAGGGUGGGAGCUGUGAGACCUGGUGAGAAUGAUCAUAUUCAUGCAGAAGGUACAAACAUUAAAAGUUCACACGGCUCACUACAAUUACCAGAUUGGACGAUAGCUAUAGAAUCCAUCACUGAAGUAAAUUUAUUUAGUGAGAUGGGAGCUGAAAAUGAACAUCAAACCCACAUUUCCAGAAUAGUAUCUGAGUACGGGCACAAACUCUCUAGUAUUGAAUUUUCUAUUGAACUCCCAGAUCAAGAGAAUGAGAAUAAGAGAGAAAGAGAUGAAUUUAACCAAGAUAACACCUAUGACCCACCUCAAAAGAAAAAGAAACAACACCACAUUACUAACUCUGAAAUUGAGGCAUAUUUCGAAAUGUAUGCUGCAGAAAGUAGUUCUAUAACAACAUUCACCAAUGAUCAAAUAGAUUUUGUUGAAAAUAUUACAUAUCCAGAGAUUAAACCUCUUGCACAAUAUAUUAUAGAAUCUGGAGUUGAAGAAUAUUCAUUUUGGAUAGAAAGGAUAAUUUUGGUGUAUUCAUUUAUUGGUAAUACCAAGUUUGAAGGGGCAAACUUUGACACUAUUUCUCAAAAAUUUUCAGAUUUUUCUACUGAUUAUGAUCUUUCGAUCAAAGAAAUAUUACAACAAUUAGUUAACUUUAAUUGUAUUGUGGAGGUAAAUUCUGAAAAUGAAACAAGAUUUUUGAGAUUUGAAGAAGCCAAAUUGCACACAAUACCAUACUCAGAAAAUGGUGCAACACAAUAUAGACCAAUUUCAGUCUUCAGACAAUUAUCAGGAGAGUUAAAUGAUAACCUUUUACAAAACUUUAAAAAAUGUAUCAUCUCCAGAAUUAUGAGAUAUCCUGGUAUUUUGGAAAAAAAGCUUAUCAAUAGUAUUGGUGUUAUUUCUGCCCAGGAUAUAAGAAAAGUAUUAGGAUUUUUGGAGGAUGACCAAAUCAUUCAAUCUAGCUAUCAUAGAGCAACAUCUAACGAGAAAUUGAAGUGUAAAAAUAUAUUAUUCAUGCAUCAAGAUGAGAUGGAUGACUUGGAAAACAGUGAUUGUUACCCUACAGAAUUUCAUAGAUCUCUUUUUGUUACCCCAAAAUAUAUUUUCUUCUCUACACAAUAA